Molecule: messenger RNA, 2795 nt
Organism: Orussus abietinus
Lineage: Eukaryota; Metazoa; Arthropoda; Insecta; Hymenoptera; Orussidae
Product: gametogenetin-binding protein 2-like
Exons: 11
Coding region: 178-2283 (701 amino acids)
Cellular component (GO): cytoplasm; nucleus
Source: RefSeq, a predicted model, not a curated record
CCCAGCUGUAAAACGUUCGGUAGAUUAAGUGCAGCUGCGCUUAUGUCCUGUUGGAUCUUUGUGGUAGUUGGUAAUUAUCGCAAAGGCGUCGACGGCGCCGUGUUGUACGAUCCGAGUCGACGAAGCCGAAGCUGAAUUUCGAAGUAACUUGGUUUCAAAGCCCGAUUAUUAAGCAUCAUGGCGAAAUUGGUAGACAUUUGGCGUGACGAUAACCCGGCUACUUUGACACGACGACAAUUGCCAUUGAUCGUCGAUGAAAAUCUCACAAUGGUUAUGGAUAUUGGAAGUCUUGGUGCGGUGUGCGAGGGCCCAUUGGUUCGAGGGAAACAAUUAGAUGAGUUUUCGAAGAAAUUAAGUUUGCUGACAAAAGAGGAAGUGAAGGCAUCUUUUGAAGUAACACGAAAGGAUACAUUGACGAUUCUGGAUCAAGCUGUACCAUGUGUUGGUUGCAGACGAAGUGUUGAGAGAUUGUUCUACGAUCUAAGUAAAUCUGGGCACCCAGCAUUGGAUCCAUUAAUCGUUACUUCCGAGGGAAUGCUAACAGUAAAGGAUGACAUCUUGGAGUCACCUAGGUUAUUGUGUACGAUGCUACAGGGUCAUAGCACUAGAUUGAAUGGAUUGGUCGAGCGACAGCCUCGCAGCAAGAAGUCUCGUAGGUGUGCCCUUCAUUCGCUAGAGGUACAACGGACGAAGCCUCUACCAGGUGCCUGGAGAGAAGUUUGGGAUCGGAUGAAGCCACCUUGCCGGCAAGAACUGACUUUAGUUGAAACAGACACGUUGGACGCUACCUUAGACACGUACCUGAAGAAACACAGAUUUUGUGCCGAGUGUCGGACAAAAGUACUUCUGGCGUCGUACCUUUUGACGACGGAACCAGAUCCUGCCAAAGAGAGGGGCUACGUGGCUGCCCUCUAUACUGGAAUUAAGCGUUGUGUACCAGAACGCCACGUUCAUCUACCUACCAAUACCGAUUACAUUGGUACUAUAAUUGGACGAGGGCAACCGGAGCUCGUGGGACGGGAGCGACAUGCUAAAACUCUGGAGAUCGCUCAAGAAGAAGUGCUCACUUGCUUGGGCAUCUGUGUGGCAGAACGUCUCCACCGAGUCCACAGACGUCUUCGAGAGGAAGAAACAGUCUGCAAAGUUCUAGCAGCCGUGGCAGUGGAAGCACUAUUUAGAAACUUUCAAAUGGCCGUUGAGGUUAAGCAAGGUAUUACUCAAUUGGAGCUCCUCUGUGUAGAGCUAACAAAGGAGGAAGCAGCGAAAGAGCAGCGCCGAGAGAAGCUACGUAUCAAGAGGAAGAAGAAGAAAGAACGCCGAUGCGAGGUGGAGGAAAAAGAGAAUGAAUGCGAGUGUUCAAUUAAGAGGAAUAGCAACGAUGACGAGUUGUCCUGCAGUUGUUCCGAGACGAAACCGAAGACACGGAACAUCGACCGGCAUAAAUUGCAGGUCUUAGAUCCAAAAAACAAGGGUCCUCCUAUGUGCAAGUGCCCGGAUUGCGUGAAGAAGUCGCGAGCUUCCUCGGGCGAAUCUCGUCCCGCAACGUUCCCGGCUCCUAGAGAAAGAUCUCGAAACGAUCUCAUUCAAGCUAACCUCCUAACCAAGUCGACUUGCAUUUUGAGUCAGUCCGAGACUGCUAAUCUGAUGUGCAAAGGCCGCUCCGGAGAAAGCGACGAAUUCUGCGAGUCAUGUAAGGUCUUCUUGGAGAAGAACAAAGACGAUGGCCAGUGGUACUUGCGGCAGGAGUACCGGGAUAUAGCCUCGAAGGAGCUGAUGGACGCGUUUAUGGGGAGACCCAGCGAGCGAUUCCUCGCCUGGGUCGAAUCGAUGAACAAAACCAGCAAGAUCCUUCCCUCGGAGAACGACGAAAGGAUCGAAUGUUCGUCCAGCGAAAGGUCCUCCCAGGAUUGCGGUUACUCGUCCGAGCAUAACGCGAGCUGUUCCUCGUUACCGAGCACCCCCGAAGGAUCCGAGGUAGCCUGCAGCGAGGAUUGUUGCAACCACGAUUCCGCGAUCAUCACCGAAGAGAAACUCCCUCACACCGGGUCGAGAACCUCCUUCUCGAGAGACUUCGGGGGUGGACUCUCUCUUACGCAAAUGCUAGAGAAUUCGUAUUCGUCGGAAGACGAGGGCAAGGAGAGCUAUAUACCCGCGGAGGAGGUGCUGGAAUUCAAGUCGAAGAUGUGCCAGGUCCUGGAGAAGCGACAGGAGCUGCGCCAGACUCUCAGGAAGCGGUUCGCGAUGCUCUGCAGCCAUCGCGGCCCACUCGCCGUUCCUCACUAAACUGGGGACUUCCCACGUAGAUGGUACAGCUACUCCCUUCUUUUCUUUUUACCGGAUUCGAUUGUGCCCUUUUCUACGACUCUUCUUUGCGGAUUGUCCGCGAAUCGCAGUGAUUAUAGUAUAAUUUCAGCGAGUCAUUUACAGUCUAAUCGUGGAUUCGCGAGAUCGCGAGGUCGUGGAGACCGUUCUGAGCCACUCAAUCUGUCGAAUAGUCUGCAAAUUUCUGGAGAAAAAAAAAAACGAAGAGAACUCGGUGUUAACAAGGAAUAUAUCGUGCUUACUUUUUCGUCCUUUUGGUUGACGUCGAAUCGCUAGAACAAGAGCGACUUUUCAGAGACGAAAGAUAAGUGAAGGAAUUAACGAGUGGUUAAACGAGUAAUCAUGUAAACGAGAAGUGGAAUUGGGGCUAAGACGUUGUUGGAACGUUCGAUACGAUGAUUCGUAUUGGCUCAAAUGUUGGCACGUGAGUUCUGCGAUUUUCUCGGAGUCCUCGACAUUUCUCAGAAUGGCUU